Messenger RNA from Cavenderia fasciculata, 1521 nucleotides. RefSeq names its product putative zinc transporter. The coding region runs from base 1 to 1521 and encodes 506 amino acids. Gene Ontology annotation, molecular function: zinc ion transmembrane transporter activity. Gene Ontology annotation, biological process: intracellular zinc ion homeostasis; transmembrane transport; zinc ion transport. Lineage: Eukaryota; Evosea; Eumycetozoa; Acytosteliales; Cavenderiaceae. The transcript is spliced from 4 exons. Gene Ontology annotation, cellular component: membrane; Golgi apparatus. The record is from RefSeq and is a predicted model, not a curated record.
AUGAUUAUGAAGAGAUGGUGGCCAUUCUCUCGAUCCAUGAUCUUCAGUUUUUAUAAUAAUCAAAAAAGAUAUAAGAUGAGUUAUCCCAAUCACUACGAUGGUGGUAGUGGAGGACAACAACAUCAACAUCAACAUCAUCAACAACAACAACAACAACAAUAUCAACAUCCAUAUAGUAGUAACAUUCAACAAAGAGCUGCUACAACUGCUGCAACCACUAGUAAUGGUCAUCAAUACACAACUACACAACCAAACUUUAAUCAGACCAUUGAUCAACAACAACAACAUCAACAUCAACCACAACAACAACAGUAUUAUAAUAAUCCAAAUAACAACUAUUAUAAUAAUAAUGAUUCUAUUACAUUUGAAACUAAUUUAUCAUUUGGUCAUUUGUAUGAUAAUUUGAUGAGAGAUGAAUCUGCAAAGAGAUUGGCAAUGUGGAUAGCUGUGAUGCUCUGUUUUACUCUUUACGAAAUCUUUUAUGGUGCAUAUCUCGAGUCGCUUGGUUUGGUAAGUGAUGGCUUUCAUCAACUGUUUGACUGCAUUGGCUUUGUCAUUAGUCUCUUGUCAAUGUUGGUCUCAAAAAAAGGAACCAAUAGAGAAUAUACCUAUGGUUACGAUCGUUAUGAAAUUCUUGGUGUAUUUUCAAAUGGUUGUUUCCUUUUGUUUGUUUCAUUCUUUUUACUUUUGGAAUCAGUUGAACGUAUCCUUGAACCUCCUCAUAUGCACAAUCAUGGAAGAGUUAUUAGUGUUGCAUUAUUUAGUUUGGUUAUAAAUGUUGUUGGAAUAUUAUUCUUUAGACAACACUCUCUUAAACACUCUAACAACAAAAAGAGUGAUGAUAUUGGCAACAAUAGCAAUAACUACCGUAAUAUGAUUUAUAACGAUAGAAUUAGACAAGACAACUUUGUAACAAUAUUCACACAUAUCAUCGUCGAUAGUUGUACAAGUCUUGGUGUAAUAUUAUCUACUUUAUUAUCACAAUUGUUUGGUUUUGAUUUAUCAGAUUCUUUAAUCUCAAUCAUUAUUGCAUUUAUAAUUAUUUAUCAAGUUAUUCCUAUUUGUAAAAGAACUGCAUUUGUUCUAUUACAAACAACACCCGAUGCAAUUGCACCACAAAUUAAAUCAGCCAACCUCAAAGUAUCGACGAUGCAUGGUGUUGUCAAGAUUGGUGAUUCCCAUUUCUGGACACAAUCACAAGGAAAUACAGUUGGUAGCAUGGUUGUUUAUGUCAAAGAUGACAAGGUCAACCAACAAGCACUAUUAAAGGAAAUUAGAACUCUUUAUACAUCCUUUGUCAAUGAUAUUACUAUCCAAAUUCAAGUAGAACACAAAGGCCAUGGUGAUCACGGACAUAAAAAGAAUCAUGAUGAACACAAAAAUCAUCCUGGUCACUCUCAUAGUAAUACAUCUUCAGUUGAUCAUGGACAUGGACAUGAUCACGGACAUGAUGAUCAUGGACAUGACGAUCAUGGACAUGGUCACUCCCACAAUCAUGGUCAACACGGACACUCACACUAA